Messenger RNA from Trichoderma reesei QM6a, 588 nucleotides. RefSeq lists its product as uncharacterized. NCBI's taxonomy places the organism in Eukaryota, Fungi, Ascomycota, Sordariomycetes, Hypocreales, Hypocreaceae. Gene Ontology annotation, biological process: protein folding; chaperone-mediated protein complex assembly. The record is from RefSeq and is a predicted model, not a curated record. Gene Ontology annotation, molecular function: protein-folding chaperone binding; Hsp90 protein binding. Gene Ontology annotation, cellular component: nucleus; cytosol. The annotation marks the transcript as partial. The transcript is spliced from 2 exons.
GUUCUCUGGGCCCAGCGCUCCUCUGCGGCCGAUGCCGCCAAGAACUUCAUCUACCUGACCAUCUCCGUCCCCGACGUUUCCAAAGAAGACCUGAAGCUCGACCUGAAGCCCACCAGCGUCACCUUCACCGGCACCUCCGCCACCCUUAAGAAGACGUACCAUGUCGAGCUUGAGCUGUACGCCGAGAUCGACCCCGCCGAGAGCCGCGUCAACCACACGGCCAAGAACAUUGAGAUGAAGCUGCAGAAGAAGGAGCUCAAGGAGGAGUACUGGCCGCGGCUGCUCAAGUCCUCUCAGAAGCUGCACUUCCUCAAGACCGACUUUGACAAGUGGGUUGAUGAGGACGAGCAGAACGAGGCUGCUGAUGACGAUCUGUCCAAGUUUGGCGACAUGGCUAACGACUUCUUUCUAGGAGGUGACUUUGGCGGCAUCGACUUCUCCAAGCUGGGAGGCGGCGCCGGUGGCAUGCCCGACAUGAGCGGCAUGGGCCUGGAGGGCAUGCCCGAGUACAGCAGCUCCGGAAACCCCGACUCCGACUCUGACGAUGACGACGACGAGAUGCCCGCGCUCGAGGGCGAGGAGGAGAAG